Molecule: messenger RNA, 922 nt
Organism: Fusarium graminearum PH-1
Lineage: Eukaryota; Fungi; Ascomycota; Sordariomycetes; Hypocreales; Nectriaceae
Product: endo-1,4-beta-xylanase 2 precursor
Exons: 2
Coding region: 1-687 (228 amino acids)
Biological process (GO): xylan catabolic process
Molecular function (GO): hydrolase activity, hydrolyzing O-glycosyl compounds
Source: RefSeq, a predicted model, not a curated record
AUGGUCUCCUUCACCUACCUUCUCGCCGCUGUCUCGGCCGUCACUGGCGCCGUCGCUGCUCCCAACCCUACCAAGGUUGAUGCUCAGCCUCCUUCCGGUCUUCUUGAGAAGCGCACCAGCCCUACAACUGGUGUCAACAAUGGCUUUUACUUCUCCUUCUGGACCGAUACCCCCAGCGCUGUCACCUACACCAACGGCAACGGUGGUCAGUUCAGCAUGAACUGGAACGGCAACCGUGGUAACCACGUCGGUGGUAAGGGAUGGAACCCCGGUGCUGCUCGCACCAUCAAGUACUCUGGUGACUACCGCCCCAACGGCAACAGCUACCUCGCUGUUUACGGCUGGACCCGCAACCCUCUCGUUGAGUACUACAUCGUCGAGAACUUCGGCACCUACAACCCCUCUUCCGGUGCUCAGAAGAAGGGUGAGAUCAACAUCGAUGGAUCCAUCUACGACAUUGCUGUCAGCACUCGCAACUGUGCUCCUUCCAUCGAGGGUGACUGCAAGACCUUCCAGCAGUACUGGUCCGUCCGCCGCAACAAACGAUCCAGCGGAUCCGUCAACACCGGUGCUCACUUCAACGCCUGGGCCCAGGCUGGUCUCCGCCUCGGAAGCCACGACUACCAGAUCCUUGCUGUUGAGGGUUACCAGAGCUCUGGCCAGGCUACCAUGACUGUCUCUGGAUAAAUGCUUCGAUAGCAUGAUCAGUUUCCGGAGUCUUUGGAGCUGAAGACCAAUGUCAAUUGGCUGGUUACUCUCAAGAUGUGAAUAUGAAUUCCCGGAAGGACCUUUGACCAAGGCUUUAUGGUUAUUAGGCUGGACUUGUAGCUGGACUUCACGCAGGACCUGUCUCUAUUUCAAUGUACAUAACUUCAUUUUCAAUGAAUAUACAACCUCAGUCGGCUUGCCCGGCUUUCUUGCU